Messenger RNA from Colletotrichum chrysophilum, 1467 nucleotides. RefSeq lists its product as uncharacterized. Lineage: Eukaryota; Fungi; Ascomycota; Sordariomycetes; Glomerellales; Glomerellaceae. Bases 1 to 1467 code for a protein of 488 amino acids. Gene Ontology annotation, cellular component: membrane. Gene Ontology annotation, molecular function: transmembrane transporter activity. Gene Ontology annotation, biological process: transmembrane transport. The transcript has 4 exons. The record is from RefSeq and is a predicted model, not a curated record.
AUGGCAUCGCUGGAGAAGCCAUAUGUUGACGAGGCGGAUGUGGUGGUGGACGAGAAAGAUCGCAAGCAUGUUUUCGUUGAGAGUGACAUCUCGCUGGAGCAGAGAACGGCUGAAGCUCGCGUCCGACGCAAGGUCGACUGGCGGCUGAUUCCCAUCCUGGGCAUCCUCUACUCCAUCGCCGGUCUGGACCGCGUGAACCUCUCCAACGCACGUGUCGCCGGCAUGAACCAAGAUCUCAGUUUCGAUGUCGGAAAUCGCUACUCUAUCGCCCUUCUCGUCUUCUUCAUCACGUACUUCCUCUUCGAGCUGCCCACCACCCUGGCGCUAAGACCCAUCGGCCCGAAGAUCCUGCUCAAUGGUCUGGUCUUUAGUUGGGGCAUAGUGAUGCUUGGCAUGGGCUUUGCCAAUGACUGGAGAGUGAUUGUGGCUUGUCGGAUGCUCGUCGGGAUCUUCGAGGCCGGGUUUCUGCCGUGCUGUAUGUAUCUUUUGAGCAGUUGGUAUCAGCGAUACGAAGUUCAGCAGAGGCAAGUGAUCCUCAUGCCAGACAUCCCUUCAUCACCACUGACCUCUGAGACCAGAAUGGCGCUCUGGUAUAUGAUCAACCUCUUCAUCUCCGCAUUUGGCAACAUCCUCGCCUACGCCAUCAUCAAGCUGGACGGAGCUCACGUAGGCUUCUCCUUCAUCGGAUACAUCUUCACCCUGCCCUUCCCAGACCAGCUCCUCGCAUCCGGAAAACGAACCGCCUUCACCCAGCAGGAGAUCGAAACCAUCCUCGACCGCGUGGAGCGCGACCGAGGCGACGCGGAGCCCGAUCCCUUGACCUGGCAAAAGUUCACGAAGCUCGUCGUACGCUGGGAGCUGUGGGUGUACGGCUUCAUGUUCCUUUGCUGUUCCGCGCCCAUCUAUGCCUUCGCCUACUUCAUCCAGAUCAUCCUCACCACACUGGGCUACUCCACCGCCGUGGUCUUCCUCCUCUGCGCCCCGCCAUAUCUCUUCAGCAUCAUCUGGACUCUCCUCGUCGCCUACGUUGCGGAUAAGACGCGGUUGAGGAUGCCGUGGAUGGUCCUCAAUGCGGCCAUCACGCUGACGGGACUUCUCCUAACGGCGUAUCACUCAAACAAUGGUGUGAGAUACUUUGGUGUCUUCCUAGGCGUGUCCGGCUGCAACGGCAACCUCCCGACCAUCAUCGCCUUCCAAUCCAAUAACGUCCGCUCCAAUAGCCGGCGCUCGGUAGCCAGCGGCGUGCAGAUGCUCUUCGCCGCCAUCGGAGGCAUCUACGCCUCGUGCACCUUCAUGCAGCAGGAGUACCCGACGUACCGGACUGGCGUGUGGUGCGCGGUCGUGACGCAGUUCUUGUUGAUCUUGUUGGUGGCGUUGAUGUGGUGGUACUUUAGGCGACAGAACAGGAAGGCCGACGUGCAGCGGGUUCCCAUCCAGGAUGAUCCGGCGUUUAGGUAUACUUUCUGA